UUCGGGACGGGCCGCUGUUAGACAGACUGUGACACGAGCGCCACAGAUAAACAACAAACCUGUUCUUGCAUGGCUGAGCUGACCUUUAACAACUAACGUAAAAGUCUCAGUGUUGUCAGACAGCUAAUUUAAAUGCAGAAAGUAGCGUGGUUGGAGGAGUAUUACUCCGUUGAUGAGUGAAAAGUUAAAUAUAAGAGUUGAGUCCGCUGAGAGAGAGAACCAUAAGUGAAAUCAUCACCUUCUUUCACCAUGCUGGAAACGUUUCAUUUCCUGUUUCUACAUUCAUCUAAAACAUUUGAAAUACCUGACCAUUUCUCCAAUUCUCUGACACCCUCCACUGUCAUCUUUCCAGUGACCUGGUGUGAUAACUGUAUGCUGAUUGUGCGAUAACCUCCCCCCAUUACCCACCUGCACUUCCUCUUACUUCUGAUGCAUGGCCCGUCUUUAGAAAUGAAUACAUCUCGGUGUUCCUUGCAUGUUGUGCUGUGAAAGUGGCAUAAUGAGGGAAGACAGGGAUAACCCUCUGGCACUGUCAUCCAAGAAACCAUGCCAGGGCCAGAAGGACUAUGGACAGGAGCUUGAGAGGCUGCGUGCUGAUUGGGAAGCAGAGAAGAAGCGAACACUGCAGGCCCUUGGACACCUCUCUGUGGAGCUGAGGCACCUGCGGGAAGAAGCGGAGAGGGAACAGCAGAGGGCUGUGAAGGAGCUGGCGGCCAGGCGAGGGUCCCAAAAGGACAGGCGCUCUAAUAGAUACCAGCAUCUGCUGACCAAGGAGGUGAAUGUUAAAGACAGUGGACGAUACAGUAAAGUUGAGUCCACAGAUAAAGAGGCUUUUGGUCUGUGCUGUAGAGAAACAUACACAAAGCUGGAGCAGUUGCUGCUGACGCUGUAUGAGAAGAUAAAUGGUGAGCAGGCAGUCUAUAAAUUGCAUCACAGGCAGGAAUUUGAGCUAGAAAAAGCCAUCUUCCUCUGCCACCUGCUAGGGGCCCAUGGAAGACUGUUGCAGGGGAGGCAGCGGGCAGGACACCCCAGCUUCAUUUUUAACAGUGUGCAAAGAAAGCCAAGUCAUGAAGACGGCAGUAAGUCCUGUCUGAAAAAGCCCCUUCUAACCUGCUCCGCGGCAUUACCACAGAGAUCCCAAACUGCCUCCCACUCACCUAAGAAAACCAAACCAGAUCGAAGAGAGCAGCCUUCAGGGAGGGCCGUCUGCGCAGCUGAGCUCUGCACCUCCGCUGCAGUCGGGGACACCUGUUGGAGAGGCUCUCUGAAUAUUUGUCACCCUCGCAACGCCCCCCAUGCGGGCUGGGACAACCAGCCCUCCUACUGUGCUGAUUCCUUUGGGUCAGACAAGUCAUCGUCCUCCAAAUGCAUAGACAGAAACAUGGAGAAUGGGACAGACUAUGGGUUCCUGGUGCGUCAGAACUCUGAACUCUUACGAGCCCUUGAUGAGCUGGAAAAGACCUGUACCAUACUGAGGGAGGAGAAUGGGCUACUGCGGAAGAGCAGCGCCCCAGAGACUGAGGAGAAGGUCAGGCGGUUGAGGAGAAAGAACACAGAGUUGGCUGUUCUUGCUAAGAGGCUGGAAGACAGGGCUCGGAAACUGCAGGAGGCCAACCUCAGAGUGGUGAAUUCCCCGUCACUGAUGAGACCCGGGUCAGUGGAACAGUACAAGAGGGCGUUUGCCCGUCAGCGAGCUCGUGAUCUUGCCCAACACGCCGAUGCACUGCUGUCUAAGGACAAAGAGAUUGCCUCCCUACAGCAAGAGUGCCGAGGGCUGGAGGCACGCCUGGGCACCGCCAAGGGCUCCCCUGUUCCAUCUGGCAGUGUGGAAUUUGAGAGGCUUCUCAGGGAGUCUCAGAGGGAGGUGCUGCGGCUCCAAAGGCAGCUGUCGGUCACAUCAUCCAGACAGCAGCACAACCAUAGUCCCGACCCAAGUGACCCGGAGAAGUGUGGCAAAAUUGAGGAAGAUGAGAAGAAGAAGAAGGAAGAGGGGGAAGAGAAGGUUGUAGGAGAGACCCCGGGUGUGGUAUUAGAUGAAGCUCCAUCCAGGUGUGAGAAGACUCCCGGAGAGGAGGAGGAGUCGGGGCUGCAAGUAACGCCCCAACCGGGCCUUUGCCCGACCCCCUCCCUUCAGGAGGAACACACAGAGGAGCAGCACCUACAGUUUCUGGAAAGUGAGCUGAGCAAGAAGAGAAAAGAAUGUGAAAACCUUGAGCAUGAAGUAAAGAAGAGACAGAAGAGAUGUCUGGAUUUGGAAAGCCAGCUUGAGGAUGAGCGAGGCAAAAAUGAGCAACUAAAGGAGGAGGCAGAUCUCCUCAGGAGGAAGGCACAGCUGCUCGACCAGACUCGGGCUGAGGAUGAGGAGCUGAGGGAAGACCUCUCUGAAGUGACUGCUCAACACAAUUCAGUUCUCGAGGAGAACCAGAGACUCCGUGCCAAACUGGAGAACCUAGAGCAGGUCCUAAAGCAUAUGCGAGAGGUCGCCGAGCGAAGGCAGCAGCUGGAAUUGGAACAUGAGCAGGCACUGGCUAUCCUUAAGUUCAAACAGGAUGAAAUCAAACGGUUACAGAGGGCUCAGUUAUACGCCAAGAGGGAGCAUGAAGGAGUGGUUCAGAUGCUGGAGGAGUUGACUCAGCUUGUGUUGCGGAGGGAGCUGUCAAAAGUACGAGACCUGGAGGACAAAUGUCGCAGCCAGAGCGAACAGUUUGGCUUGCUGUCCCAAGAGUUGGAGAAGUUUCGACUGCAGGCGUCGAAGGCGGACCUGGCCAACGCUAGCCUCUUUAACAAUCCCAGCCUCUCUGUUCUGACCAAUGGGGUAGGCCUGACUACAGAGCGAGACUGCACUGGUGGCUCAUGGGAUAUGGUGUCUCUGGGUGAAAUAGCCUUCUGGAGUCUCGAGGGAGGUGACACUCUCUCCUGCCCUGAGGAUGUGGCAGCUGCACUGCGGCUUGGGGCCACCCCCCACGCUGCAGGGCUCUCCAGAGUGGAGCGAUCGCCUGUCACCAAGCAUCGAGAGCUGCCCACCAUCAGUGUCAGCAAGUCAGGAUCUUCUUCCAGCAAGUCAGAGACCACACACCUCACGCCUAAGUCUGACACCCACCUCAGUCCGCACAAAUCCAGCCCAACACACGAGGUGGACACUGCCAGUGAAGUGGAGGAGCUGGACAUUGACGUAGCCCCGGCACCUUACACAGCCAGCCGAAGAGCAGCAAAGCUUCAGGUUUUCAUUGCGAGAUACAGCUAUAAUCCAUAUGAUGGCCCCAAUGACAACCCUGAAGUGGAGCUUCCGCUUACUGCUGGAGAAUACAUUUAUGUGUAUGGAGACAUGGAUGAUGACGGCUUCUAUGAAGGUGAGCUGAUGGACGGACGGAGAGGGCUGGUCCCCUCUAACUUUGUGGAACGUGUCUCGGACGACGAUGUCAUGAGCACUCAACAUCCAGAGACGGGGGACAUGUCCCAUAACUCCCUGCUAGACAGCAACCUGCACAGUGCCAGCCACCAGCAUCACCUCAGCAUGGGCGUCAGCGCCUCAGAAAGGACAGAGGCCUCUGCUGCCUCUGGCCCUGCCUCGACUCCCUCAGAUUCAGCAUCGGCCUUGGCUGUCCCAGCCCCCCUCACCAACGGCCUAGACUUGGAUUUGGAGGAGGUGGGAGUGGACAUUGUGCCUUACCCACGUAAGCUUACCCUCAUCAAGCAGCUUGCCAAGAGCAUCAUUAUUGGCUGGGACCCUCCACUGGUGCCGGCUGGCUGGGGCAAUGUGUGGAGCUAUAAUGUGUAUGUGGACCAGGAGCUGCGGCUCAACGUGCCCUUCGGUGCCCAGACCAAAGCAGUUCUGGAGCGGUUGGACAUAAACCUCAAGGCCUACCGUGUGUCAGUGCAAAGCCUGACCGAGAAGGGCCCCUCAGACCAGCUGCGCUGCAGCAUGCUGGUCGGUCGGGACGUUUGUGUGGCGCCCACGCAGUUGCGUGUGGAAAGGAUCACCGCCACCUCUGCCAACCUGACCUGGCUGCCCAGCAACAGUAACUAUGUGCACAUUGUGUCCUUGAAUGAGGAGGAGUGUGAGCUGGUGAAGGCCGGCUGCUGCUCGCUGUGCCUCAAUAACCUCUUGCCCAGCCUGCAGUACACAGUCAAAGUGGAGGCACGGCCGCACCGCACGCCAUGGGAGUUACCUGUGGAGCGACGUGAGCACAGAAGCGCUACGAUCACCUUCACCACACUGAUGGCAGUUCCAUGCCCACAGUCUGGGAACUCAGGCCCCCCUGAUGCUCCUCUGGAUGUACAGCUCGAGCAUGGCCCGUCCCCGGGCAUUGCCCUCAUCAGCUGGCUGCCAGUCACUAUAGAUGCCGCCGGGACCUCUAAUGGAGUCCGUGUCACUGGAUACACUAUAUAUGCUGACAAGAAAAAGGUACUGGAGGUGUCUUCCCCAACAGCUGGCAGUGCCCUGCUUGGCCCCUCUCAGAUGCAGUCCCUGCUGGCAGCUCAGGAACUCACUGUCCGCACCACAUCCGCCCACGGGGAUUCCUGCGACUCUUUGCCAGUCAAUGUGCCCUCCAAGCUGACUGCCAUCAUGGCAGGUCCAGCUAUCACUACCCAAGUUGUGCCACCUGGACCCUGCAACCCUACAGGUUGCGGCAACCUGCCCUCACCGCCGUCCUACGGGAACUCUGCUGCCAAAGUCUCCAUGCUGCCCAGCACUUUGCCAUCAGCCACAAACAUCACUGGCCUCAAAGUGGAGGCUGAUCCCAACCCUCCUCAAGCACUCCACUCAGAAAAUCUUUUUUUAUCCGCAGCAUAUGCAAAGGCCUGGGCCAACCCCUCUUCUGCGUCUGCCUUGGCCGCGUGUGAGGCCAUAUUACCAGUAGCCUCCACCAUUACUCCAGUGGUUAAUGUGACCUCCCCUACCACCUCACCACCCCAACCGUCUCCAGUAGCAGCAACUGCACAAGCAACAGUAACAGUAACAAGGGCAGCUGCAGUGUUGGAGCAGCGCAGAGACACCAACAGCCCUGACACCAUCCGUCCUUUCCCAUCUAUGAGAGAGUUCAUCGAGGACCCCAGUGCCAAGGCAGGGAUCCCUGAGCGCAUCCCAUCCCCACCAAAAGCCCCCAUCUCAGACUUCCUUAACCCUCAGAACCUCCUCCGACCUCCCAGCACCUCCCCGCUGGAGUCAGAGGCGGAGGAUGAGCAGGAGAAUACCCGCCUGGUGUCCAUCGAAGAGUUCUUGAGACAGGACCCAGAGCCAGCAUACUGGAGGAAGCAGCAGAGUUACAGCAGAGGGCUUGUGGAGCCUCCCAGUGACUAUCACGCAGACAACAGCCGUUCAGAUCUGUCUGACAUCCUGGAGGAGGAGGAGGAGGAACUUUACUCUGAUCAUCUCGGCGAAGCACAGGCCAGGGGCUACCCGGUCAGAGCUAACAGGUCACGGAAACCCCCAGACAGUGACGAGGAGGUAUUUCAGAGGAUCCCUAAUUAUCAUCCUCACAUCCAACAACGCAAGCAGCUGUUCGGCGUUCCUGAGAUGACAGAAGAGGAAGCUAGUCGUCAAGACGAGCCUUUAACCCACCACAGUCAGCCUCGGCCCAGGCCCAGCCACCAUCACCCUAGAGCCUCAGAAUGCCUCCACCAUGACCCCCAGCAUCACCAUAACCCACACUCAACUGUUCCCCCUCACCAUCACCACUUCAACAGGGAUGUUGGCUCUCUACCCAAAGAACCUUUCCCCCGGCAUGGACCCUUGCAGGUCAGGCUUAAGACGCAGCACAGGGUGCGCUAUGCAGACACAGUUGAUACCAUGAGUUAUCCUGAAGAAGACGACAUGAGUUUAUAUGAGGGUCCCUCCAGCAGGCGGGUCUCAGCCCGCUGUCCUCCCCAGAUGAGCCCCUACAGCAAAGAUAGAUCACUGCUCAAAGGGCUAGGGGACCGCCUUAGAAGGGAGGCCAUGCUUAGGAGUCAGAUGGCUGCUGCCACGGCCGCCAACCCCGGCCAUGGUCUUAUACCACCAAGACCCUACCCGGUCAGCCAAACAGGACCUACUUUGAGGUCACCUAUUGGUCGAGAGGUAGAGAUUGACGUGGAGUACGGCACAGAUAACGAGGAGCCUGUGGAGUACGGUCCGGUGGAAGUAGAGGCGGAGCAGAUGAGCUCUGAGUGGUGGGUGGAGGGGGCUCAAACGGAGCACAGCAGACCUCCUCUCCGCCGAGGCCUGAAGGCUGAUUCGCCGGUAAACGUUGCCUUAGGCCAGGAGCCCAGCCAAGUCCCUCCCGCUGAGGCAGGUCCAGCGUGGGGAUUCCAGGGUGAGCAGUCUUCUAAACCAGCAUGCUCGCAGGCCAGGCAACCCAAAGGUACUGUUGAUUCACCUAGGACCAAAGGAAACAGUGACAUACGUAUCUUUGUGGCCCUCUUCCCUUAUGAUCCUGCCACUAUGUCGCCCAAUCCUGACGCUGCUGAGGAAGAGCUGCCCUUCACUGAAGGACAGAUCAUCAAAGUUUACGGAGAUAAAGACGCAGACGGGUUCUACCGAGGCGAGUCUGCCGGGCGCCUAGGCUAUGUUCCAUGUAACAUGGUGUCUGAGAUCCAGGUGGAGGAUGAGGAGACCCGGCAGCAGCUACUGCAGCAGGGCUUCUUGUCCACAGCGUCCUCCAUGGAGAAGAUAGGCACUCGCACACACGCACAGCUCCCACGUCGCCCUGUUCCACCGCCGAAACCGAGACGAUCCAAGAAAGUGGAGUCUGUGACACUCUGGGAGGAGAGCGUAGAUUCCUCUUGCCAAGAUCCCAGCCAGACUGCCCCUGCUGCCCCUGCUGCUGCUGCUGCAGCUGUAGGAGACCCAGCCCCAGGAGCACGCAGGAUGGUCGCCAUCUUUGAUUAUGAUCCACGAGAGAGCUCCCCCAACACUGACAUAGAGGCUGAGCUGACCUUCAGUGCAGGAGACAUCAUACAUGUGUUUGGUGACAUGGACGAAGAUGGCUUCUUCUAUGGAGACUUGAAUGGACAACGCGGCUUGGUCCCCUCCAACUUCCUGCAGGCCGUACCAGAGGACCCCCCCUCUGCUCAGUCAGCACCAGAAGCCAAGAGAGAAUCCCAGGGUAACUGGACGUCUUCUACAGAGCAGCAGCAACAACAACAGCAACAACCUGGGCCCUCAACCCUAGAAGAGGCUUUGCAGCCCCAAACAGAACCUCCUGUCCCUGACCCAACAGAGCACACAGACCUGCGACCCAAACUGACACCCACUACAAACCUCACGUCAGACCUGGAACCUGCUCCAGGUCCAGGUCCAGCAGCAGUGGAGGCCUGCUGCUCUCCUCCAGCCCCCCUUCCAGCAGACAGCCCGACACAGACGGACUGCUCCGCACAAAGCAAGAAGAAGAAAGGCUUUUUCUCCAAAGGCAAGAGGCUGUUCAAAAAGCUGGGAUCCAGCAAGAAAGAAUGAGUCAGGACAUCUGUCUCGGAAUACUUGCAUCACAUUGAGGCACUUUUUCACUGUUCGUCUCAGUCGGUGCGGUUAGUGGCUAUUAGAUCUAAUAACCGAGGCUUUAACCGUCACUAAUUAUACAUUUGCCUUAGAGCACGGCUAGCUGCUGUUAAAUUAAGUGUACAUCAACACACUGCUUACAGCAUUGUACGAGCAUGUAGAAGUGCAUGUUAAAGUGUGCAAGCACACAAAUAUAUUCUCUAAACACUACCUAACUAUCUAAGCAUUUCUAAACGUUCAACUCAAUAGAGGCGUUAACGCUAUACAAAUAUA
Messenger RNA from Etheostoma cragini (Arkansas darter), 7747 nucleotides. RefSeq names its product RIMS-binding protein 2-like. Gene Ontology annotation, biological process: neuromuscular synaptic transmission. The record is from RefSeq and is a predicted model, not a curated record. NCBI's taxonomy places the organism in Eukaryota, Metazoa, Chordata, Actinopteri, Perciformes, Percidae. The transcript has 34 exons. Gene Ontology annotation, molecular function: protein binding. The coding region runs from base 476 to 7432 and encodes 2318 amino acids.